CCCGACCUGAAUGAAGACGAGCUAGUCAGUCCUCCGCUACUGCUAACUAAACUGCGGAACUACGGCAGCUGCACUGACCGUUGCUCGAUAUUUGCAGCCUGAAGUUGAGGCACAGCGUUAACACGAAGGUCCGCCUUAUCGAUCACUUCUUAAAGGAGCUCGUGGACUACAGCUAAGAGAGCUAACGAGCACAGUCACAAGUUGCCUGUUAAGUUGAUGUUAGCUAGUUGCGUCGUUUGACAGCUAACGCUAACUAGCUAGUCUCAUUGGUAUUCGACGUCAGUUUCAAAACAAAGCCCGCAAAAACGGAGAAGUUGAGACUCAGCUGUCACCUCCGAAAUAGCUUGCUACAAAACAAGCUAGCCAAGGUUUCAGUCUGUCAGCCAACCGAAGAUAAAUUACGCCUUUCAUCCGAUGUUUGCUACACUCCGGUAAUGCCUAAUUAACGGCAUUUCUCUGGCGUUAAAGCUAAGUAAAAGAAGCUGUCAGCGGGUUUGGCUGUGACGCGUUUGAACUCAUAACUAACUUAACCCUGCAGCCAGCGUAGAGAUAAGUUUCCUCUGUGGAUAAAAUCAGGUUUAAAUUUUCUUUGACGCUUGGAUUUAAAUGUCCGAAAAGAGUUCAUCGUCCGGAUCGGAUGAGGAUGUGGACCCGGAAUCCGGACAGCCCGUGGAGCUCGGAGGUGUUUUAAGCAAAUGGACAAACUACAUACACGGAUGGCAGGACCGAUGGGUCGUGUUGAAAAACAACACCUUGAGCUACUACAAGUCGGAGGAUGAACGGGAAUACGGCUGCAGGGGGUCUCUGUGCCUCAGCAAGGCUGUCAUCACACCUCACGAGUUUGACGAGUGUCGUUUUGACAUCAGCGUGAACGACAGUGUUUGGUACCUCAGAGCUGAAGAUCCUGAACACAGACUCCAGUGGAUUGAGUCGAUAGAGUUGCACAAGGCUGAGUCUGGUUAUGGUUCAGAAACCAGUCUCAGGCGUCAUGGUUCCAUGUUGUCUCUCACCUCAGCAGCCAGUGCCUUGUCCGCCACAUCCACAUCCUCCUUCAAGAAGGGGCACAGGUUGCGUGAGAAGCUUGCAGAAAUGGAAACUUUCCGGGACAUUCUGUGCAGACAAGUGGACACCCUACAGAAAUACUUUGACUCCUGUGCUGACGUUGUCUCUAAAGAUGAAUUUCAGAGAGACAGAGUAGUAGAGGAAGACGAAGAUGACUUUCCUACCACUACAAGACCAGAUGGUGAAUGUAAUCACAACAACAAUGGCAGCAAAGAGAAAUUGUUCCCCCCUGCCAGUCCCAAAGGUAUGAAUGGAAUAGACUUCAAAGGUGAGGCCAUCACCUUCAAGGCCACCACAGCAGGAAUCCUCUCAACCUUGUCCCACUGCAUCGAGCUGAUGGUGAAACGAGAGGACAGCUGGCAAAAAAGGCUGGACAAGGAGCUGGAGAAGAGGAGGAGGGUAGAAGAUGCCUACAAGUCUGCUGUGAAUGAACUGAAGAAAAAGUCACACUAUGGAGGCCCAGACUAUGAGGAGGGGCCCAACAGUCUGAUCAAUGAGGACGAGUUCUUCGAUGCGGUGGAAGCUGCACUGGACAGACAGGACAAGAUAGAGGAGCAGUGCCAGUCAGAGAAGGUCAGGAUACCUCGACUAACUCCAGUUCCUCCAGGGGACGUCUACUCCACCAUCGGUACACACCGAUUUGCCACCAAGGUGGAGGAGAUGGUGCAGAAUCAUAUGACUUACUCCCUUCAGGAUGUGGGUGGAGAUGCCAACUGGCAGCUUGUAAUAGAAGAAGGAGAGAUGAAGGUGUACCGGAGAGAAGUAGAGGAGAACGGUAUUGUGCUGGAUCCCCUCAAAGCUACACAUUCUGUGAAGGGGGUGACAGGACACGAGGUCUGCCACUACUUCUGGGACACAGCUGUCCGAAUGGACUGGGAGACCACCAUUGAAAAUUUCAACGUUGUGGAAACGCUCUCUGAUAAUGCCGUCAUUGUGUACCAGACGCACAAGAGGGUGUGGCCUGCUUCUCAGAGAGACGUGCUCUAUCUGUCGGCCAUCAGGAAGAUCUUGGCAACAAACGAAAAUGAUCCCGACACAUGGCUGGUCUGCAACUUCUCUGUGGACCACGACAAUGCUCUUCCCACAAACAGGUGUGUUCGUGCCAAAAUCAAUGUCGCUAUGAUCUGUCAAACACUGGUCAGCCCACCAGAGGGAGAUAAAGAGAUCAGCAGAGACAACAUCCUUUGUAAGAUCACCUAUGUUGCCAAUGUAAACCCAGGAGGCUGGGCUCCAGCGUCAGUCCUCAGAGCCGUGGCCAAGAGAGAGUAUCCCAAGUUCCUCAAACGCUUCACCUCCUACGUUCAGGAGAAAACUGCUGGAAAACCAAUCCUCUUCUGAACACAUUGAGGUAACCAGGAGCACAUCUUUUUUUGUUA
Messenger RNA from Plectropomus leopardus (leopard coralgrouper), 2438 nucleotides. The record is from RefSeq and is a predicted model, not a curated record. Lineage: Eukaryota; Metazoa; Chordata; Actinopteri; Perciformes; Serranidae.